CAUUCUGCAAACUGCAAAGCACAGAAGGAGUAGAAGCAAACCAAAAGGGGUGGAAUGAAAAUUGGAACCGGGCUCUGGAUGAUGAACGAUUCACAGGCCAGAGACCAAUAACUUUCUUCUUCUUCUGGUUGUGGCGCUUCUUCCAUUCACAGUAACUCCAAUUCCAUAGAAAGAUGGGUACCGGGGAUUCGGAUUCGGAAUCGAAUGGAUGGAACCGUGCUCGUGGGUUGGCGCUUAAGACUCUGCUACUAAUUGGUGGCGCACUUCUCGUUAAGCGCCUCCGCAAGUCCACCACGCGUUGGGACCACGCUCAUUUCGUCUCCAACUCCCUCACCGGCGAAAAGUAUUCCAAGGAGCAAGCUUCCAGAGACCCGGAUAACUAUUUCAACAUUAGAAUGCUUACAUGCCCCGCAGCGGAGCUAGUGGAUGGUUCCAAGGUCUUGUAUUUUGAACAGGCUUUUUGGAGGACUCCACAAAAACCCUUUCGGCAGAGGCUUUUUAUGGUGAAACCUUGUCCUAAAGAGUUGAAAUGUGAUGUUGAGUUAAGUACAUAUGCCAUUAGAGACAUGGAGGAGUACAAAAAUUUCUGUGAUCGACCAAGGGAUCAGCGUCCACAGCCGGAAGAAGUAAUUGGAGAUAUUGCUGAACAUUUGACAACAGUACAUCUUAAGCGUUGUCCACGUGGAAAACGUUGCUUAUAUGAAGGUUCAACCCCACCUGGUGGAUUUCCUAAUUCAUGGCAGAAUGGGGCAACCUACUGUACUUCAGAGCUUGCAAUUUUAAAGAACAAUGAGAUACAUACCUGGGACAGGGGUUAUGAUGAUGGUGGAAAUCAAGUUUGGGGGCAAAAAGAAGGCCCUUACGAGUUCAAGCCUGCACCAACCUCCAGUUUUAAUGAUAUGUUUUCUCCUUUGAAUUUCCCCCCUCCACCAUCCAUGGAGAGAAGAAUAGAGGGUUCAUUUGUUUUGCAAGAAUGAAAGCGUUUCAUAUAACCACAAUGUUUGGAGCGUAGGGCCUAAACCUUCGUUUUGGAGCACCACAAACUGCAAAACACCACUUUAAGGCAAUGAUAAUGCAGUACACCUACUUAGUUCAGUGACCCUUAUUUCUUCUAUUUUUUUCAACUAUUAACAACAGUAUGAUAAUUUAUAUCACUUGUAAAGCAUGAGAGCAAGUUUUCUUUUGGAUUGAAUUUCCUUUAGUUUCUCUAUUAGUAACACUGGAGGUGAAGUAAAAAAAGUAAUCAAUUACCAGGACAGAAGAAUUUAUCAGGCAAUUUCUCAAAGGGGGUCCUGUCGUUGUAAAUAUACCUGCAUCAUUAUCAACACAAGCAUAAGAUUGUUGUGUGUAAAGAACAAGUCCAUAGACUUCAUACAUGAAUCAUCUGAUGAUAAAGGGUGAGAGAAAAGAUGAAAGGAAACCCGCAAUCACGACAGAUAUAGGCUUGCUUGGAGGCCACACGCAUGGAAAUCCUGGGAGCUCCAGAAGUAAGAUACUGUUGCAUUGGAUGAAGUAAGAGGUUAAGGGAACCAGAGAAGAAAGAUGACUUUAAAGCCAAAGGGUUGAGGUGUGGUCGCAGGCCAGCAUUGGCAGCUGGAGCUAAUGAAGAUGGGGACCUUGCAGUGUUAAGACUGAUUGUGGGUGCUUGCAUAUGCAUGGCCAUUUUCCCUUUGCUAUUCCUAAUGUAUCUCAGUUGGCAGAUACUGAGUUAAGGAAGUGAGAAUAAAAAGAGACAAUUGAUGAUAAGAAAAAGGUUGUGAAACUGGUGAUUCUGUGAACGUGGAAUCGGCUUGUGUCUGAUUCCUACGUGGAAAGCGUGGCAUUCAUACUCCCCACACAAGCCCUUUCCACUCUUGGUUUCAUUUUUUUUUUUUUUUUAUCUUAUUAGGACAAGAAAGUGAAAAUGUAUUAUGCACCAAGUAUUAAUGCAUUUCUGCUAUAGCCCCACACUUUAGAAUACGUAACUUUUAGGUCCUUUGCCUUUUGAUAUUCAAAGCAACAUUUCUCAAUUAUUUUCUUGUCCC
This is a messenger RNA of Glycine soja, 2024 nucleotides long. RefSeq names its product chromophore lyase CRL, chloroplastic-like. Bases 174 to 977 code for a protein of 267 amino acids. The record is from RefSeq and is a predicted model, not a curated record. Gene Ontology annotation, molecular function: lyase activity. Lineage: Eukaryota; Viridiplantae; Streptophyta; Magnoliopsida; Fabales; Fabaceae. The transcript is spliced from 10 exons. Gene Ontology annotation, biological process: protein-phycocyanobilin linkage.